Molecule: messenger RNA, 2781 nt
Organism: Planococcus citri (citrus mealybug)
Lineage: Eukaryota; Metazoa; Arthropoda; Insecta; Hemiptera; Pseudococcidae
Exons: 9
Coding region: 77-1051 (324 amino acids)
Biological process (GO): proteolysis
Molecular function (GO): aspartic-type endopeptidase activity
Source: RefSeq, a predicted model, not a curated record
AGAAAGAAUUGAAUUCAGUCGUUCGUGUAUUUUAUAGUUCAAUAUACCUUAAAUAAAAAAUAAUCAUUGAUCGAAAAUGAAGUUACAGUAUUUUCUAGUAUUCUUUUUUUUACAACUGUACCACGCAAGACAUGUUCCUACUCCUGGAAAUGGUAUACGGACAACGUUGACAUUAAAAAAGAUGGCUUCACCUGCAACUAAAAUUGCAUCAACGUACAAUAAGAAAACGAUCAAUGAACCGGUUAUUCCUCUUCAAUACUAUCCAAAGAAUCGAGCAAUUAACAACAUUUCCAUCAAAUUACCACGAAUAACAUUGAUGAACGGAAUGCGAACCCUGCGGGAAGAACCAUAUUCAACCAUGAUGGACAUCGGAACACACAUCAAGGAGGGAAGUCCUCAAACUAAACCUAUUCCUCUUGAAUCUUACUUCGCCUUGAGGUAUCAUGGUCCUCUUUCAAUCGGCACGAAACCUCAGAAAUUCAAAAUAGUUUUUGAUACAGGAUCACCUAAUAAAUGGCUGUGGGUUAUCUCCACACGUUACAAUAGUACAAAUUGGGAAAAAGUGUUUAAUAAUGGGCGUGACGUAUACAAUCAUAAUCUAUCUUCAACCUAUCAGGACGAUGUCAAAAAUGAAGCAUGCGCGACAAGCAUCGUAUACGCUAAAGGAUCAGUGAAAGGAUUUUGUUCGAUUGACACCAUUACAUUUAAUGAUGUAGAAAUCAAGAGCAGAUCAUUUACUGAAGCAACUGCAGUAACCACAGACCAGAUAAACGGUGGAGAAGAUGGCGUAAUGGGAUUGCAAUACAAUUAUGGUCACGAAUCUGAACACAUUGUAUCACAGGUUUGCGAAAAACUAAACGGAAAGAGAAAAUUUUCAUUCUACUUCACCAACAACUUAUCAAAAAAACAAGGCAGCGAACUAAUGUUAUGUGGAGAGGAUGAAUCCAAGUUUUACGGUCCUUUGACUUGGGCGAAAGAAUUAACACCGGGUAAAUGGAAAGUACUUGUGAAAAGGUACUCUACUCUUUAUUCCAUUCAAAGUAUAUACUAGAUAAAGAUACGUUAACACGUAAGUAUUUUAUAAUUUUUCUAUUUCAAUAUUACUUACAGAAUUUCGAUGGAAAAAUAAAAUCACGAAAAGCGGAGACUUAAUGUAACACAUGACACCGAAACAUUAAUUGACACCGGUACAUCCCAAAUUACAGGGCCAUCAAAGCGGUACCACCUCUUGUGUUAGAAUGGCCAAGUAUUAGAAUGGUCAAGUUGUAGAAAAAGAGGGAAAAAAAGGGGAAAAUAUUUUUGUUGCCAACCCACUUUGUUUGGAGAAGAAAAUUUCGUAAAAUAAUUAAAAUUAAAAUGAAAAGUAAAGCCCAAGUAUUAGAAUGGUCAAGUUGUAGAAUAGUCAAGUAAUAGAAUAGUCAAGUAUUAGAAUGGUCAAGUAUUUGAAAAAUAGGGGGAAAAGAGUAAUCUGUUAUAAGAGGAUGAGGAAGUGGUACUUAGACUUACUACUUUUUUGGAUAAUAGGGUACAAGGGUAGCCGUUUUCAGGGUUGGGGGGCGUUGUGUCCGCUCACCUCGGCUUCGCCUCGGUUGCGCGGGUCGCUUUGUUGUUCAUACUAUGUCUGUUAACUUCCCUCGGCCUUCGGCCUCGGUGAGUACAGUUUUUUAGAAACUACCGCAGGUACUGUCUACAAUUCUACAUACACGGUAAUGUCCAGCCUCCGUCUGAACUCACCAAGGGGAGUAAUGCUCAUCGAAUGAAAUAUAAAUUUUAAACGGCUCGGCUUCGCCUCGCCUAAUUCUCACAUUCUCCGAGUCCAUCCUGAUAUUUGUAUUUUCUAACACUUGUCCAUUCUAAUACUUGAUUAUUCUACAACUUGACCAUUCUAAUACUUGGGCUUUACUUUUCAUUUUAAUUUACAAAAUUUUCUUCUCCAAACAAAGUGGGUUGGCAACAAAAAUAUUUUUCCCUUUUUUCCCCUCUUUUUCUACAACUUGACCAUUCUAAUACUUGUCCAUUCUAACACAUGAGGUGGUCUCCAUCAAAGCGUGUUCUAAAAAUUUGCGAAACUAUAAAUGCCAAGGAAGAACCAAACCUUCCAGGAUACCGCGUGGUGGACUGUCAAACUAUCAACAAAUUACCUAGUAUAAUAUUUGAAAUUGGCGAAACAGAAUACAAACUUGAAGCAAAAGAUUACAUUUCACAAUAUAAUAUACUUGGGAAGGAAAAAUGCGUGGUCGGCAUCGCCGAAAGUUCUUCCAAAAAAUCAUGGAUUCUAGGGGCUCCUUUUCUCAGAAAAUUCUACAGUGUAUACGACAUGGAUAAACAUCGAAUUGGAUUCGCCGAAAGCAAGCAGUCUCAGUGAAAAACACAUGUGAAGGUUCUUCGUUGUAGUGAUCAGUGAUCACGGUCGCGGAUUAUUCCACCGCCAACGAAAUGAUGUUACUUCUAAUUUUGAUACCUAAUAACGAGCCCUAUAAUUUAUAAUAACCAUCUACUAUAAAAAAUACUGAAAAAGUUGUCAAUUUUUUCACUUCUUAUUGUUAGCAAUUUUUCUUCAUCUUUUAAGCCCUUCAAGAAGGUACUUCAAUAAGUAAAUACACUCAUAAAAGUAAUGUAAGUAGAUAAUAAGGUAAGAUAUUAUGUACUUUGAUUACUAAAAUAUUUUUAUAAUUGUCUGAAUUCGAGGCAUUUUAUUUUAAGGAAAUCUUUGUAUUUUAGCACUUAAUUUUUUUGGAAAUUUGUAUUUUUAAGUUUUAUGUAUUUUAAAAAAAUAUACCA